AUGAAUAUGAAAUCAACUAAUGGUGCUUCUACAGAUAAGGCUAUUCUUCGUCGGUAUUUGGAGUUACCACAACCUGAAAAUAAAGUUAUGGCUACUUAUAUAUGGAUUGAUGGCACUGGAGAAAAUCUUCGUGCGAAAACUCGAACAGUCCAACGAGAACCAAAAUCACCAAAAGAACUAUCAUGGUGGAACUUCGAUGGUUCAUCAACAGGUCAAGCUGAAGGUUCAAAUUCAGAUAUUUAUCUUAAACCAGUUGCUAUUUUUAAUGAUCCAUUUAUGCUUGGUCGAAAUAAACUUGUUAUGUGUGAAACAUAUAAAUAUAAUAAAGAACCAACUAGCUCAAAUAAACGAUUUGGAUGUGAAGAAGCUAUGAAAGCAGCAGCGAAUCAAUAUCCAUGGUUUGGGCUUGAACAAGAAUAUACACUUUUAGAUCGUGAUGGUUGGCCAUUUGGAUGGCCAAAAGGUGGAUUUCCUCAUCCACAAGGUCCAUAUUAUUGUGGUGUUGGUGCAUCACAAGCACUUGGUCGAGAUAUUGAAGAAGCUCAUUAUAAAGCAUGUUUAUAUGCUGGAAUUAAUAUAAGUGGAACAAAUGCUGAAGUUAUGCCAGCUCAAUGGGAAUAUCAAGUUGGUCCAUGUGAAGGAAUUGAUGCUGGUGAUCAACUUUGGAUAUCACGAUAUUUAUUAUUACGUAUAGCCGAAGAAUUUGGUGUUCAAGUUAGUUUUGAUCCAAAACCAAUUCCAGGCGAUUGGAAUGGUGCUGGAUGUCAUACUAAUUUUUCUACACAAGCUAUGCGUGAACCUAAUGGCAUUGAAGCUAUUAAAGAAGCAAUUAAGUUACUUGAAGUACGUCAUAAAACACAUAUUAAACGAUAUGGUAGAGACAAUGAACGACGAUUAACUGGUCGACAUGAAACAGCUGAUAUUAAUCAAUUCAGUGCUGGUAUUGCUAAUCGAGCUGCAUCAGUACGAAUUCCAAGACCAGUUUGUGAAGAAAAAUGUGGUUAUUUAGAAGAUCGUCGACCAGCUUCGAAUUGUGAUCCAUAUGCUGUGACAGAUAUUAUUGUUCGUACUGUAUGUUUGGGCGAAAAAGAUCCUGAAGCAAUAAAUUGA
Rotaria sordida is the source of this 1110-nucleotide messenger RNA. The record is from the annotation of a GenBank genome assembly. NCBI's taxonomy places the organism in Eukaryota, Metazoa, Rotifera, Eurotatoria, Philodinida, Philodinidae.